Messenger RNA from Thelazia callipaeda (thelaziosis nematode), 531 nucleotides. The record is from the annotation of a GenBank genome assembly. Lineage: Eukaryota; Metazoa; Nematoda; Chromadorea; Rhabditida; Thelaziidae.
AUGUCAUGCGGAGGUAAGUUUGUAGUCGAGAAGACUGAAAAUGAAACUUAUCUUGCGAAUGACUGUAAUUGGGACAAAGAUAGAGAUUUGGUACUUAGUGUAAAUUGUAUCGAUGAACGCUGCUCAGGAAUUUAUACGUGUCAGGAAGGUGUUGGAAAGCCUUUUUUCACGUCAUUUCAAAUUAAUGUCUCUACAAUUCACCAAGCACGACGAACAAGAGAUAAUGAUGGCAACAAAUUGCUACUGAAGAAUAAAAAAUGUUCAUCGAUGAAACAGAAUGAUCAAAAACUUGAUCAGCAUUGGACUAGAAGUAACGGUGAAAUGAUUUGUAGCAAAAGAUCAUUAAUUGAAAUCUGUGAAAGUGCAAACGAAGAAGAAAGGCAAGAAAAUGGCAUCAGAGAAUCACAAAAUGUUAAUUUACAACUUUUUCAAUACUUUGAUACAAUCAUUUUGAAAUGUUGUCCUGAUUUAUCUAAUAAUAUCAAAAAGAGUCAAGAUGUACAAUUGGCAAUAUCUACUACCAAUCCUUAG